This is a messenger RNA of Punica granatum (pomegranate), 831 nucleotides long. The record is from RefSeq and is a predicted model, not a curated record. NCBI's taxonomy places the organism in Eukaryota, Viridiplantae, Streptophyta, Magnoliopsida, Myrtales, Lythraceae.
CGCUCCGACCAAACAACCAUUAUUCCUUGAGGCACACUCAUUCAUCAACUAAUGAUGAGACCAUCAUCGGUUGCUUUCAGAUCCAAACUGGUCUAUCCAUGCAGAAAAGCACUACACUUGCUUGUCUUCAAAUGCAAGCUAAUCACUAAAAGACGAGGAAAACCGAGGCUCCUCGCUAUAAGACCACCUUCCCUACGUUCUUGCCGCGUCGGGUCGAGAAGGAUUGCUUCGGCGUUGAUUUCUGCAUUCAGCUGGGGGUCGAAGAAGAUGGUGGACCGAUCACUGACAGAUCACCUCGAGAGCAUGAUCCCUGCUGCAUCCGACGCAGGGCGUGACAGGCUGCUGCAGCUGCACUUCCCUUCACAGCUGCUCACCUCUCCUUCUUCUCACCGCUCCACGGAGAUAGCCAAAGCCUCUCCAAUAGCUGGUGCCAGCGACAACUUUCACGAAGACGCGUGCAGGAGCUUCGAGAACUACCUGGUGGAGAUGAUCGUUGAGGAAGGGAAAGUGAGGGAUCUCAUGGAUGUGGAGGAGCUUCUACACUGCUGGAAGAACCUCAAGUGCCCCGUCUUCGUCGACUUGGUGUCCAGAUUCUACGGAGAUCUGUGCGAGGAUCUCUUUUCCGCCACAGCGAGCGAUGACGGCGAAGCUGCUGCGACUCCCUGAACCCAGUAGAGAUCAUCGCGGACAUCUGUUACUUCUCUAUCAAUCUUCCGACUUAAUCCCCGAUGGAAGAUACAUACAAUUUGAUGUGAUGCAAUUUGUUUAGUUCCUUAUUGUCUAAUGUAUCAAGCCCAAUCAAACAAAUAUACACUUUGCUCUUUACUGAUA